Molecule: messenger RNA, 1945 nt
Organism: Anastrepha obliqua
Lineage: Eukaryota; Metazoa; Arthropoda; Insecta; Diptera; Tephritidae
Product: putative inorganic phosphate cotransporter
Exons: 4
Coding region: 142-1719 (525 amino acids)
Biological process (GO): transmembrane transport; monoatomic anion transport
Cellular component (GO): plasma membrane
Molecular function (GO): transmembrane transporter activity
Source: RefSeq, a predicted model, not a curated record
UUUCAUACCGAGAAGUGCUCAUAUAAUAGGCACAGUGAUAUGGUCCUGGGCAUUUAAAAAAAACGAAGAAGAGUUUCACUUGGCGAAGAAGUAUUCAGUGAAUAGUGAAUUAAAUUUUUAAAUUUGUGGAAGUGUGGCAAAAUGAGUGAAGAGAAAAUUGCAGCGGAAAUGGCAAAGGGCCCCCGCAUUGGAAUGCGCCAUGUCCAAACCUUCCUGCUCUUCUUCGGCAUUGUAACAGCUUAUAUGAGUCGCUUGAAUGUCUCUGUGGCACUGGUGGCGAUGACAAAUGCCGCAAGCACGAAUCCCAAUUUCCAGGAAUUCGACUGGACAGAGAAACAGAAAUCGUACAUCAUUUCCAGCUUCUAUUGGGGUUAUGUGGUAACGCAAUUUCCAGGCGGCUAUCUGAGUCGUCGCUUUGGCAGCAAAAUCGUGAUGUUCAUGUGCAUACUCGGCUCGGCUAUGUGUAGCGUACUUACGCCUUUUCUCGUGACAUGGGGCGGCUGGCAGAUUUUUUGCGCUAUACGUACCGUACAGGGUCUUUGCCAAGCAGCUCUCUUCCCGGCACUUCAUCAACAUGUAGCCAAAUGGUCACCGCCACAUGAGCGCAAUAUGCUCGGCGCACUCACAUACUCGGGCGUGGAUUGCGGCACUGUAAUGGCUAUGCUUCUGAGUGGUUUGAUAGCGGGUAGUUCAAUUGGUUGGCCAGGCAUUUCAUAUAUUUCAGCAGGUAUUUCUUUUGUUUGGUGUUUACUGUGGCUGAUAUUGGCUGCAGAUAAUCCACCAUCGUCUCGUUUCAUAACAAAAAUGGAAUGCCAGUACAUUGAGAUGUCGCUGAAACGUGACGACGAUUUCCAUAAGAAAAAAAUACCUAUACCGUGGCUUGCAAUGUUCACAUCGGUGUCAUUUCUUGCUUUGAUCAUGGCACGUUGCGCCGAAACAUGGGGCUUUAGCACCAUUCAAACCCAAAUUCCUUCUUAUAUGAAUGGUGUGUUGAAUAUGAACAUCAAAAGUAAUGCUUUGUAUUCUGCACUACCCUACAUCGCUCGCUGGAUUAUGUCGUACGUAUAUCUGUUUUGCGGAAAUAUGGCUGUGGCGAAGGGUUGGCUGACGCUGACGGCGAUGCGCAAAGUUUCCAAUACAGGGGCGUUCUGGGUGCCAGCUUUUCUUUUGAUCGGCAUCGGUUUCCUAGACGAUUCACGUGAAGCAUUGGCUAUUGCGUUAAUGACCAUUAAUGUGGGCUUCAACGGCGGCGCCACCACUGGUUGCUUGCUCACUAUGAUAGAUAUGUCACCAAAUCAUGCGGGCGUUGUAACGGGUAUUAUAAAUCCGCUGGCGAAUGUGAUACCCUUGAUUACGCCACUGGUUGUGGGUGUGAUAGUGACAGAUACGCACAAUCGUUCCGAAUGGCAAAUUGUAUUCAUAAUUUCAGCGGCCGUUUUCUUCUUCGGCAAUUUAAUAUAUAUAAUCUUCGGUACAUCCGAAACGCAGCCAUGGGAUGCACCUGAUUAUCUGUUAAAGGACAAUAUUGAAGAACCAGUAAAGGUGGCGCCGAAGAGUACAUUUAAGGAAAUUUUUGGCUCCGAUGAUAGUGAGCAGAAAGUCGCAGGUUGGGCGGUGGAGAAUUUUGCAGCUGUGGAACCAAAUAUUAAUGAGAAGGAAAACAAAAGCGAAACCACGAAUGAAGUAGAAAUGAAUAGUGUACAAAAUGAAAAGAUUUAAAUUAAGUCUAAUUUUUAAUUUAUAUUUGUAUGUGUUUGUGUGAUGUGAAAGAAAGUGCAUAGUUCAGCUGUGCUGAAUAUUAGACAACUUUCAUUUUCACGUUGUAAAAAUAAAAUCGAUAUAGACUUAGGUAUAAAUAGCUUAUAUGCUUAUAUAGCGAAACGAUUAAGAAAUUUCAUAUAAAAAAAAUCGUUAAUAUUCGUAAGGAUAAUAAAGGCUUUAUUUU